AUGAGAGAAGAACUUAUCGAUGCGGCAAUAUCUACUCUCAAGGCUAACGGAGCUGGUCCAGUACCUGAACGAAUCCCCAUCUAUCCAGUGGUGUCCUGCGACUCCGAACAACUUGCGCAUCUCCGAUCUAUGGGUCUUGCUGAUCUUACAAGCACAUUCCACGCUGAAGCUGGCACCCAGCCGAACAUUGUUCCCGACCCCUUGGUGCCCACUCAGGAACCGGAAGCCCCAUCCACAGCAGUGCAACUCAUAAGGCCCGGACAGGGUCACGAUCAACCAACACCCGCCCAAGUGCCAGAGACCGCAAACGCAUCAAUGCAGAAAUUUCGGGACAUGUCAAGCGACACUUAUCAGGCUUCCCUCGCCGCAACAUGGGGCACAGCCUCCGUUGACAGCAAUUACGACCUUGAUGCGUAUUUGGAGAGGCGCAAGAAAGGGAUUGAGGGCCGCAAGGAUUUCUUCAUGGAUGCUGAGGAAGAUAAGUCUCUCCAAGCUGUUCAGGAGCUCCUAUUGAAGUGGACGACUGUGGACGAUCCUGUUGUUUGGGAGAACAGUAGCAAACAACUGAGACUACUUACUCAGGGGCCCUGA
Molecule: messenger RNA, 591 nt
Organism: Bipolaris victoriae FI3
Lineage: Eukaryota; Fungi; Ascomycota; Dothideomycetes; Pleosporales; Pleosporaceae
Exons: 2
Coding region: 1-591 (196 amino acids)
Source: RefSeq, a predicted model, not a curated record